GCGCGGACGGGUAGGGUGUGUCGCGCGCUCCGUUGUCGCCACAUUCACGCGCCACUUGACAGCUGUGCCGUGUUCUAUAAUGACAAUAGUGUAUAACUGUGGAACGUAGUGGAUGUUACUGCAAUUGUACUUGGUGUGCGAUGCUGACAAGUACUAGUGUGUGAGUGAGAUGGCGCUACUGGUGCUGCUCGUGUCGUUGGUGUGUGCGGCGCGGGCGCAGUACUCGCCGACAUGGGCGGUGCACGUGCCCGGGGGGAGGGAGGUGGCGGACACAGUCGCUGCGGACCACGGCUUCGUCAAUUUGGGAGAGAUAUUCUCGGAGCACUACCACUUCUUACACCACUCGGUGGCGCGGCGCAGUAUAGAGCCGGCGCACGCGCAUCACGGCAGGCUAGAAGCUGACACAAGGGUGCGGUGGGCGCGCCAGCAGAAGAUACUGUCGAGGAAGAAACGAGACUUCCUGACGACAGCUGAAACCCAGCCGACGUCGUCCACAAAAAGAGAAGCAGGGAGCAAGCGGGACCUGCCCUACUCCAGAGUCAAGGGUCGGCCCAGAUCAGCUGACUCCAAGUUCCAAUUGAACGAUCCCAAGUGGCCUCACAUGUGGUAUCUGAACCGUGGCGGCGGCUUGGACAUGAACGUGAUCCCGGCAUGGCGGGAAGGCAUCACGGGCCGCGGCGUCGUUGUCACCAUCCUCGACGAUGGGCUGGAGACAGACCAUCCUGAUCUCGUCAUGAACUAUGAUCCCAUGGCAUCAUACGACGUGAACUCCCACGACUCCGAUCCUCAGCCGCGGUACGAUCUCAUCGACUCCAACCGCCACGGCACGAGGUGUGCUGGAGAAGUAGCUGCAACUGCCAACAACUCCCUUUGCGCUGUUGGCGUCGCGUUUGGUGCUAGAGUUGGAGGUGUCCGUAUGUUAGACGGCGACGUGACGGAUGCCGUCGAAGCUCGUUCACUCAGCCUCAACCCGCAGCACGUGGACAUCUAUAGCGCGUCGUGGGGGCCUGAUGAUGAUGGGAAGACGGUGGACGGACCGGGGGAGCUGGCGCAGAGGGCCUUCAUUGAGGGGGUUACUAAGGGUCGCAACGGCAAAGGCUCAAUAUUCGUGUGGGCCUCCGGCAACGGUGGUAGAGAGCACGACAACUGCAACUGCGACGGCUACACCAACUCCAUUUGGACGCUGUCCAUCUCGUCGGCGACGGAGCGCGGGGAAGUCCCGUGGUACUCCGAGAUGUGCUCAUCCACGCUCGCGGCUACGUACAGCAGCGGCGCUACCAAUGAGAAGCAGGUUGUAACAACAGACUUGCAUCACUCAUGUACAAUCGGCCACACUGGGACAUCGGCGUCCGCGCCGCUGGCCGCUGGCAUAUGCGCGCUGGCGCUGCAAGCUAACAACGACCUGACUUGGAGGGACAUGCAGCAUAUAGUGGUGCGGACAGCGCGACCUGAGCGGCUCAGUCUCGGCGGUGAAUGGAGAACGAACGGCGUCGGUCGGAACGUGUCUCAUUCGUUCGGCUACGGGCUGCUGGACGCCGCGGGCAUGGUGCGCCUGGCCAGGACGUGGAGGACGGUGCCACAGCAGAGGAUCUGUACCAUCACCGCACAGAGGCUGCCGAGGUCGAUUCCGCCGCGGUCCUCUAUUACCGUCCAGCUGGACGUCGGAGCGUGUGCUGGAGUGAACUACUUGGAGCACGUGCAAGCGCGCGUGUCGCUGUCCGCGGCGCGUCGCGGCGACCUGCGGAUAGCGCUCACGUCGCCCGCCGGGACGCGCGUCACGCUCCUCGCGCCCAGGCCGCACGACUCGUCGCGCGCCGGCUUCAACGUGUGGCCGUUCAUGUCGGUGCACAUGUGGGGCGAGUCUCCUCUCGGCACCUGGCAGCUGGAGGUCUCCAACGAGGGCCGGUACAUGGGUCGGGCGACGCUCCAAGACUGGUCGCUAUCGUUAUACGGCACAAGCACGCCCGCCGCUAAAAACGAUCCCGUGCCUUUUAAAAAUCCGAUACUACGAAGUCGGAGCAACGCGUCGCGGCCCGUAGUGGUCCAAACGGGGAGAAAAGGCAGCAAGGGGAAGCAGAUUCCCAUCGUUCCAACGUACACUGUCGGCCUCGUGAAGAGGAAAAAGAAUAAGAACUCCAAGAAUCCAAAGAGGCCGAAGCAGCGGCCUGCGACGAGGUCGCCGAUAGAGAGCUCGACGGCUCGAGUCACGACCCCCGACCUCAGCCUCAAUCUCCGGGGGGACAUCAAAGACCCCCUCGCCGACGUCAGGGGCCGGAAAAUGUCGAACCUUUUCGAGAAGUAUCCGAAAAUACAAAGGAUAUACCCGGCGCCGCUGCAGGCCAACGCGGGUCCCAUAAAGCUAUGGGAGCUCACAUUCUACGGUACUGAGACGCCCCCGCAAGAAGAAGAUGCGGUGCCCGAGUCGCCCCCCGUGCCCCUAGGGUACACCCCGGGGGCAGGCUCCACGUGGGAGUCUGGCAAAAUGCCAGGCACCUCGGAGGAGACGCGCCAGAACACCAUAGAUGAUGAUCUGUCGCUGAUCUGGCAUAGCACGAUUCGUGACGACGCCGCCGUGGGCGGCGCGCACCGCGACGGCGCGAGCGGCUGCGCGACGCAAGACACCGCGCACCGCUGCAUAGAAUGCGCGAAGGGUUUGCACUUGUACGACGGUAGGUGCUACCAGCGUUGCCCGGGGGGGACGUACGCGAGCGAGAUUUUGAUGGAGCGGAGCUCGCGGCGGCGGAAUCUGACGCUGCUGGAGGCGGGCUUGAUGAAGCGGGGGGACGCGCGUCCGACGGCCAUCGAGGCCCUGGACAUGGAGGUCCCCGGGAACUUCUCCAAGGCGCCGUUGAUCUGUCUGCCGUGUCACUACUCGUGCGUGACCUGCUCGGGGCCCCACAAUAGCCAGUGCACGUCGUGCGCGGACGACGCGGCCCUUUUUAAUUUAACGGACGUUGAGCCCAAAUUCUACUGCUAUCCCAACGUUGUAGUGGCGCAAAUCAACAACGCCAACUACAACUUAUUCACGACGGUGGCGCUCGCGGUCACCACGGUGCUCCUCAUAGCCGGCUUCGUUAUAACGUGCAUCUUCAAACGUAUGAGUAUAUGCUGCUACAGCAACUACUACGACUCGAAUAUUAACGUAGCGUACAAUAAGCUGUCCACGGACGAGAAGCAGCAGAGUGCUGUUGAGGUGGAGCAAGAGAUACAUAAGGCCUUAAAGAGUUAUAGCGACUCCGAGUCUGAGGAGGAUUAUUAGGUUGCGUCCAGAUGACUGUGACAGCUCCGUGACCGUGACAUUUCAGUACUGAAGAUGUGUACGACGUAAAGCUUGUGUAACUAGAAAUAAGCCUACUUCACAAGUCAAUAUAAAUGGGAAAUGAAAUUUUAUACUGCAAACACGUGACAGGGGUAAUUUUAAGUUGGACAAGCUUCAUUCAUCGAUCUCAGAGUAGGAUGGACUGGUCACAGAGUCACGUUUAUAUGGACCUUGACAUUUUCUGUCUGAUCAAAACGAUGCAGGGCAAUUUGUGAUAAAAAUCGAAUGUCACAACUUUAUGUGAUAGGAUAACGAAUAUUCUCAGUCGACGUGUCAAAAAUAAAUGGUCAAAAUCGUAAUGUACCUUGUAAAAUAAUAAUCACCCAUAAUAUUUAAUUAUUAUUAGAAAUGUUCGGCACUGACUGUAUCGGCUGUAACAGACGUGGAAAAUAAAUAUAGGUAUUAAUAUAACCCAAAGACCUCGUUCAAAAUUUCCUCUCUUUGUAAUUCUGAUGAGCUUUUAAAAUGUAGAUAACCUUUUCGACUAUUUCGUCUGUUACUUCAUUAUAUUAUUGAAAUUGAAUCAGAUCGAGUUUGUUUUCAAUAAUUAAAUGUAUUCAAUCAUUACUCGCUUUACAAAAUGAAUAAAAUAAAAUAAUUAAAACUUAUCAUUUAAUUGCAAUAAUAAUUUAAUAUCCGAAAACAGUAUGUUUUAUCGAAUUCGCUUUUUUUUCUUUUUUAUCUUUUUUCUUUAUUAGUCAGUAAGUAAUUUUAAUCAAUGCAUAAUAUUUUACUUAAGUUCACCUUGCUCAAGAUGCCAUUAUUGUUAGGUAAGUAUGAGCUUAUUAGUGUAAAUAUGAAAA
This is a messenger RNA of Aricia agestis (brown argus), 4122 nucleotides long. RefSeq names its product furin-like protease 1 (gene Fur1). Gene Ontology annotation, cellular component: Golgi membrane; trans-Golgi network. NCBI's taxonomy places the organism in Eukaryota, Metazoa, Arthropoda, Insecta, Lepidoptera, Lycaenidae. The record is from RefSeq and is a predicted model, not a curated record. Gene Ontology annotation, biological process: peptide hormone processing. The transcript is spliced from 16 exons. Gene Ontology annotation, molecular function: serine-type endopeptidase activity. Bases 170 to 3259 code for a protein of 1029 amino acids.